Argentina anserina (silverweed cinquefoil) is the source of this 1297-nucleotide messenger RNA. RefSeq lists its product as uncharacterized. NCBI's taxonomy places the organism in Eukaryota, Viridiplantae, Streptophyta, Magnoliopsida, Rosales, Rosaceae. The transcript is spliced from 5 exons. Bases 118 to 939 code for a protein of 273 amino acids. Gene Ontology annotation, molecular function: ubiquitin binding. The record is from RefSeq and is a predicted model, not a curated record.
GGGAUUGGGGAUUGAGAUCGAACUGCAUGAUAAGGAAGAAGGAGGAGGAGAGGCGGAGGUUGCUGGCGGAGGAGGAGGAAGAAGAAGAAGAAGAGAGAGCGUGAGGGGAAGCGAAACAUGUCUGCCGUAGUGUGCGGGAAGAGAUCAUCGAUAUUCGAAGAGCAGCCUCCUGUUUCCUCCAAGAGAAUCCGCUUCGCUUCUUCCUCUUCCUCUUCUACUUCUCCGGUACGCUUCUCUACGACGUCGUUUGCUGCUUCUGCUCCUCGUUCCUCCCUCCUCGAUCAGCUCAGGGCCGUUUUCCCGGACAUGGAUAAUCAGCUUCUUGAGAAAGCGCUUGAGGAAUGCGGUGAUGAUUUGGAUUCAGCUAUCAGGAGUUUGAAUGAGCUGCGAUUGAGUUCUGCUGCAAGUAGUAAGUCUGGCGUCGCAUCUGAAGCAAAUGUGCAACCGCAGGCACAGGGUGCAGUAGCAGCGAAUGGAGAAGUUUCUGGUAAUGAGGAUCUGUCGGGUCAAAAUAACCUGCCCACGCAAGGAGCCGACUGGGUGGAGCUCUUUGUUAGAGAGAUGAUGAGUGCCUCUAACAUGGAUGAUGCCAAAACUCGUGCUUCAAGAGUGCUUGAGGUCUUGGAGAAAUCCAUCUGUUCACGGGCAUCCACUGAAGCAGCCCAAAGCUUUCACCAGGAAAAUAUGAUGCUGAAGGAACAAAUGGAAGCUCUUAUUCAGGAAAACACGAUCCUGAAGCGAGCUGUAUCCACUCAGCAUGAACGUCACAAGGAGUAUGAAGAUAGAGGCCAGGAAUUGCAGCAGCUCAAGCAGCUGGUGGCCCAGUACCAGGAACAACUAAGAACUCUUGAGGUGAACAACUAUGCACUUACUAUGCAUCUGAAGCAAGCUCAGCAAACCAGCUCCAUUCCAGGGCGGUUUCACCCUGAUGUGUUUUAGGUAGGAAAGAUGAGUUGAAAUAUUUACCAAUAGAUUCUCUGCUUUGGUAUGGUGCUGCUAAUUAUAUGAAGACACUUCAUUAUGCCCUGUUAUCUGGACACCGGCUAUGUAUUGGACUAUUGGCCAUCCUCUACUGAAUUCUGAUGAAGACACAGAUUGAGUUUCAUUCAAAUACAAUGUCAAGAAUUUGUUCUCGUUCCCAUUUGGCCAAUCACUGCGUUUAUAUUUGGAGUAACUUUCAUACUUAGUUGUUUUCAACUUUAUAGAGUAACAGUUGUAAUUCAAUUGGAUCCCUUCUAUACUUCAAUGAAGAUAAUAUAUGCUUUCAGAGUUUCAGCUCUUGCUGAAUGUCUCAGGA